This is a messenger RNA of Bufo gargarizans (Asiatic toad), 1670 nucleotides long. RefSeq names its product adrenoceptor alpha 2B (gene ADRA2B). Gene Ontology annotation, cellular component: membrane. NCBI's taxonomy places the organism in Eukaryota, Metazoa, Chordata, Amphibia, Anura, Bufonidae. The record is from RefSeq and is a predicted model, not a curated record. The transcript has a single exon. The coding region runs from base 263 to 1450 and encodes 395 amino acids. Gene Ontology annotation, biological process: adenylate cyclase-activating adrenergic receptor signaling pathway; regulation of smooth muscle contraction; regulation of vasoconstriction. Gene Ontology annotation, molecular function: alpha2-adrenergic receptor activity.
CUUAACUUUCAUUGCAAACAGAAGAGAAGACCUUGCUCAGAGGAUAUUCCUACAACACUUGGAUAUAUCCCUUAACCACAAGAACUAGUUGAUGUCUACGACUACAACUUGGUCUGCUGAACUUUUCAUGAAGUUCUGAAAACUAGUCUUGCAUGGACAAAUCUAUGGAUUGAUGGAGCCUAAACAUUUCAUAGAAAGAUUUCCUUAGCCUGGACGUUUGGUACAUCUUCCAGGACAGCAAUCUUCAGUUGUGGUCCUAGACAUGGCACCUACCCUCUCUUACUCAAUACAAACCACCGCUGUCAUAGCAGCAAUCAUUUCCUUUCUCAUUCUUUUCACUAUUUUUGGAAAUGUUUUAGUGAUCAUAGCUGUUCUAACCAGCCGUUCUCUGAAAGCUCCCCAGAACCUCUUCCUGGUGUCUCUAGCUGCAGCGGACAUCCUUGUGGCUACUCUGAUUAUUCCCUUCUCUUUGGCUAAUGAGGUAAUGGGAUACUGGUACUUUGGGAAGACUUGGUGCGAGAUGUAUUUGGCCCUGGAUGUUCUGUUUUGCACGUCCUCCAUAGUGCACCUGUGUGCAAUCAGCUUGGACAGGUACUGGUCUAUCAGUCAAGCCAUUGAGUAUAACUCCAAGAGGACUCCUAGAAGGAUAAAGUGCAUUAUCCUAAUGGUCUGGACUCUGGCAGCCUUAAUUUCUUUGCCUCCAUUGAUUUACAAGGGCAAAAAGGAAGACCACAAAAAUGAGAAACCUCAAUGCAAGUUGAAUGAAGACCCCUGGUAUAUUUUGUCCUCCAGUAUCUGCUCUUUUUUUGCACCUUGCCUGAUCAUGAUCCUGGUGUACCUGAGAAUUUACCUCAUAGCCAAACGUCGGAGCAAAAAGAACAAGGAUGGCAACAGACCCAAACAAAAGUCAAUUGACUGUCAGACGAAACAAAUCAUGGAGAAUUUACCUGUUCAGACUUGUACAACUCCACGUGAGAAGCCCGAUGCUGACAUCCAUUGUAGUGAUAAACUAUCCCUUCCAGGACAAAAGGAGAAGUGUACUGACCAAGCGCUGUCCAUCAAAGGCAAAGAGACAAAUGGCCAUGGGCCUUCCAUCAUGGACACUGUUGUUACACCCAAAGGGGUUAUUCUGCAGCCAAAAAAGUCACAAGACACCAUCUCCGUGACAAAGAAGAAAAGCCACAUCAACCGGGAAAAGAGAUUCACCUUUGUCCUUGCUGUGGUCAUUGGGGUUUUUGUCUUGUGCUGGUUUCCUUUCUUCUUCACUUACAGUCUAGGAGCCAUAUGUCCUGAGUUGUGCUACAUCCCACAAAGUGUCUUUCAGUUUUUUUUCUGGAUAGGGUACUGUAACAGCUCCCUCAAUCCAGUUAUCUACACCAUCUUCAACCAGGACUUCAGAAAGGCUUUCCGUCGAAUUCUUUGUAGCCAUUGGACGCACUCAGUUUGGUGACCACCAGCAAUGAACAGGUUGCUUUGAACUCCCUAUUUAUUAAAUGCAGGAGGCAGUGAUGUAGAUGUAUAGAGAGCUAGAUGUAAAAUAUACUAGAAAAGCCAAAUCCAUCACUGCUGGCUUCUUAGAUAUGUUUCCUGAUGAUGGGAAUUAUCUUCUGCGUUACAGUAUGUUGUCUGCCAAGCUGAGCUUGGUCAAAUAAAUCUGUCUACUUGUGUGA